GGGAGGAGGAGGAGGAGGAGGAGGGCUGGGCGGUUGCCACGGAGCUUCCCUCCAGGGGGGCGCGCCGGGCGGCGAAACUGACUGGGCUCUCGCGGCUUAUCCCGGCUCGGAAGGCGCGAAUCUCCGGGUGCCGCCGCCUCCUCCCUCCGGCCGGCAGGAGCAGGUGAGAAAGGCCGCCGGGGCUCGGCGAGGGAGUCGGGACGGGCGGCAAGGACGCCGGUCAAGCAGGUGUUGGUGAGUGUGGAGGAGAAAUUCCAGGCUGGUGAUCAUACAUUUCUGUGUGGACAGCUGUGAAAGGAGGCAAGCAAGAAAUUCCGGUCGCUUCCUUUCUUUCCUUGCUGUGGAUUCCAGAGCAACAGUGUUUGUUCUUUUUCAUAAAGGCCUUCUGUUGUCCUGGCCAAACAGGGGUGGAAGAACAGGCCAUUAUUAUUAUUAUUUAGUUUUGCCUGUCCUUGCGUGCCUUUUUUCUGCAUUUUCUUGGUCCUAUCAAGAUGGCUGUGGAUGAAGCACCCGGCAACCUUGGCCUGGAAAGGAACAUUGAUCUGACCCAGUUGAAGAACCAUUUCUUCACAUAAUGAAAUCCUGGCAUGCCCACAAUGCCUAUCACUCCAGAAAAUGCGAUGCUGUUUCUUCCCAUCCUUUAUCGAUGGUUGCAGAGCCAUCUGAGGCGGGAAGUUGAGGAACCCGAGCACAGCCUUUGUCAUUCAGCCAUUAAGAAGCUGAGAGAGUACAUCCAGUUGAACUUCCCAGUGGAAGAGGGCAAGCUACACUACAGCCCUAGUCCUGUGGAUAUGGAAAUCUGUACGGUUUAUUUAACCAAGGACCCAGACAAGACAGAGCUGCUCGGUCUAAAUUUUGGCAACAUCCCUGCUUUUGGGGAUUAUGGUGAAAAACGGAGAAUGGGGAGAAGAAAGAGGGGACAUAAAGGCCCAGUGCUUGAUGUUGGAAGCAUUUGGGUCACUGAUUUGAAGAAAAACAGUCCGGCAGGUAAAUGUGGAAAAAUUCGCUUGCGAGAUGAGAUCCUUUCACUGAAUGGCCAACUAAUGGUUGGAGUGGAUGUUGGUGGUGCAAGUUAUCUGGCUGAUCAGUGCUGGAAUGGCGGCUUCAUCUACUUGAUCAUGUUGCGCCGAAUCAAGCGCAAGGCCCCUCUUCCUCCAUCAAAUGGCAACAAUAGUAAGAGCACUGAACCCAAAGCCAGGCCUAUCUCUGAGCCCAGUGGGAAAACCACUCAAAAUGGCAAAAGGACGAGAAAGUUUGGGGUCAUUACUAGAACUGUGCCUGGUGGUAAGGACAGCAAGAGCACCUCCAGAACAGAUAAUGAGAAUGGACAUUGCACCCUGGAUGGGUUGCAUUCAGAGGCACCCAAAACAGAGAAUCAAGCAGAGGAUCAGCUUCUGACAGCGGACUUCCCUUUUCCAGGAGAGCAUUACCGUUCCCGUCUUUCAGAUGGAGGCAUUCUAGACCUAAACUCCAGUGAAUUAUCCUUACAGAGAGAAGGCUGUCGGAUAUGGAAGAUGACCAUGAUGAAGGGAACCGACGGGUUGGGAAUCCAGAUCACUGGAGGCCGUGGAUCCAAGCGCUCCCCACAUGCCAUCAUAAUUGCCCGGGUGGAAGAAGGUGGAUCAGCUCACAGGGAUGGCAGGCUGAAGGUGGGUGAUGAGCUUCUAAUGAUCAAUGGCCAGUCUUUGGUUGGUCUGUCCCAUCAAGAUGCUGUUGUUCUACUUCGGUCAGCUGAAGGCCUUGUGUAUUUAGUAGUGGCAAGCAGGGAAGGAGCAGAAGAAGAUGUUCUUCAUUAUCCAUCUACAAGUUUGCCAGACCUAAUUAGCACUUGUUCUGCUCAGGAUACGGCCCCCUGGAUUGACAAUAAGGAGAAUGAAGCACCGGAAGAGGAGGAUGGAAAGGCCCCAGAGUCAGAAGUCCUGGAAUCUAUGACACACAUGACCGAUACGGACAGGUCCUCAGAUCCUACAGAAGAAGAGAGUUCUAAAGAGAAUUGUCAGAGCCCAACUCUUGGAGGUGGUAUUUUGAAGUACAAGACCCGAUCUCAAGGGGCGGCAACUCGCUUAGAAUCUGUGGGAGAAGAUGAUGAGUUGACAGUAGAAAAUGGAGAUGUGAAUUAUGAACUACCAAUGAAAUAUUCCCGGGGAGGCAGAAAGCAUUCCUUACCGCAGCAUUUGGACACAGGAACCAGACAAGAAUACCACAUUGUUAAGAAAUCCACUCGUUCGUUGAGUGCAGCUCAGGUUGAAUAUCCGUGGCGACUUACCCAGCCAUCUAUUAUCUCCAACAUUGUUCUGAUGAAGGGGCAGGGCAAGGGUCUUGGAUUCAGCAUUGUGGGGGGACAAGAUUCUGCCCGGGGUCGUAUGGGCAUUUUUGUAAAGACAAUUUUUCCAAAUGGGGCUGCAGCAGCUGAUGGCAGGUUAAAAGAAGGAGACGAACUUCUAGAGGUUAAUGGGGAAUCAUUACAAGGGCUGACGCAUCAGGAGGCAAUUCAAACAUUCAAACAACUCAAGAAAGGUGUGGUGACUCUCACAGUACGAACCAGACUUCGCAGCCCAAGCCUUACACCCUGCCCAACUCCCACUUUACUCAGCCGGUCCAGUUCUCCCAGCUCCAGUGCCAGUGGAGCAGCCUCAUUUCCCAGUGGAGAAGAUGGAGAUACUUCCUCUUCUAGUCGUAAAGGACCUGGACCAAAGGACAGAAUCGUCAUGGAAGUCACUCUAAAUAAAGAACCUGGGGUUGGCCUGGGCAUUGGUGCUUGCUGCCUCACCUUGGAAAACAGCCUUCCUGGUAUAUAUAUUCACAGCUUGGCUCCAGGAUCUGUGGCUAAAAUGGAUGGAAGAUUAAGCCGUGGUGAUCAGAUCCUGGAAGCAGAUUCGGUCAGUUUGCGUCACGCAGCGCUGAGCGAAGCUUAUGCCAUUUUAAGUGAAUGUGGACCAGGCCCGGUUAGCCUUAUCGUUAGCCGACAUCCUAACCCAAAGGUAUGAAACAGAAUGGAAGAUAUUCAGUUUUUCUCUACAGCAUUUCCCUCUGAGCCUUGCACAAUGGUUUUACAAGUAAAAAAGUAUAUUAGUACAAAAAGAUACCUGA
Crotalus tigris (Tiger rattlesnake) is the source of this 3090-nucleotide messenger RNA. It is a transcript of the gene PDZD2, whose product is annotated as PDZ domain containing 2. Gene Ontology annotation, molecular function: protein binding. Bases 588 to 2987 code for a protein of 799 amino acids. The record is from RefSeq and is a predicted model, not a curated record. The transcript is spliced from 14 exons. NCBI's taxonomy places the organism in Eukaryota, Metazoa, Chordata, Lepidosauria, Squamata, Viperidae.